AUGGCCAACAUGCUGCUCCCUGAAGGCGAAGGACCAGCCGCGCUCGUGGUCGUCCCGCUCGCCGCCGCUUGCACCACCAGGCUAAACGGACUGCGUCACCGCUUCGAUUUUCAGCGCUGCGGUUUCCUCCGCAGCCUGUCCUCGCGCCGCGUCGUCAGCAGCACCUGCAUCAGCUUGCUGCUGCUGGUUCGACUCCUGCGCCUGCGGAGUCGUCGGGCCAGCGAUACCCUUCGCGUGCCCGAUGCUCUCGUCGUCUCCCGCUGUGGCAGCGCGCGCGGGCGCGCGGGCGAGCUCGCCCCGGCCCACGUCUGCCUGGCGCCUGCAACGGAGACGUCGGACGAUGAUUGGGACAUGGGCCCCCUGAACGUCACCCACUCGCUGCAGAACCGGCGCUGGAAGGAGCCCUGCGUCGCCUACACGGAGUCGCACGACCAGGACUGCCAUCGUCGGCGACAAGACCCAGGCGUUCUGGCUCAUGGACGGGACGCCGAGAUGUACACGCACAUGAGCACCAUGAGCCCGCCGAGCAUGGUCGUCGACCGCGGGCUCGCGCUGCACAAGAUGAUGCGGCUGGUCACGAUGGGCCUCGGCGGCGAAGGCUGGCUGUGCUUCAUGGGCAACGAGUUCGGGCAUCCCGAGUGGGUGGACUUCCCAACGGAAGCGAACGGGUGGAGCUACCAGCACUGCCGCCGUCGGUUCGACCUCGCUGGCGAGGACCACCUGAAGUACAAGUUCUUCGAGGCGUUCGACGUGUUGAUGUGCGCCCUCGAGAACCGCUUCAAGUUCUUGGCGUCGGACCAGCAAUUCUGCUCGAAGAAGGACGACCAAGGCGACAAGGUCAUUGUCUUCGAACGAGGCGACCUGCUUUUCGUGUUCAACUUCCACCCGUGCAACUCGUACACGGACUACCGCAUCGGCCAUCCGUGGAACGAGGGGCUGCGGGUGCUGCUGGACUCGGACGAGGGCCGCUUCGGCGGCCACUGCCGCCUGGAGUGGGGCCACACCAACUCCGCGCCGCCGGGGCAGGCGUGGGACAACCGGUACCACUCCACGCAGCUGUACAUCCCCAGCCGGACGGUGCAGGUUCUUUGCCGCGAGUCGCUCAUCCAGGGUGGCGUGACCAUCCGCCUGGCCGCCGUCUCGCCGACCGAUGUGUGGCCCUUCCCGAAGGACCGACCAGCUCCGCCUCGCCGUGGUCGACCAGGAGGGCAAGGCGGGCGCCGCGCAGAAGUUCGACGCCGGGGGCAGCGUGAAGUUCCCGGACGCUUCCGCGGAGGGCUUCAAGGUCUUCCGUGCCACGGCGGACGGCAAGGAGGUUCCGCUGAUGUUCGCGCCAGAGCUGUUCAAGGUGUACUUCCCUGGCGAGUACAUGGUCGACGCCCUGGGCAACAUGACGUGCCUGGGAGGCGCGGGCUCCGAGAUGCCCGAGCCCGGCGAUCCCGCGGCCCCGGGCUGCACGGAGGCCCCGGGCGAUCCCCCGAGGACGGGCGUUCGUCCCGCCGCCCCGCUCCGCCUCCGACUCGCUGCUGCCGCCCUCCGAGGUGGAGACCGAGCCGCUGCCGGAGGCCAACAAUCUGCCGGAGGUGA
Prorocentrum cordatum is the source of this 1587-nucleotide messenger RNA. NCBI's taxonomy places the organism in Eukaryota, Dinophyceae, Prorocentrales, Prorocentraceae. The record is from the annotation of a GenBank genome assembly.